This is a messenger RNA of Knipowitschia caucasica, 432 nucleotides long. Lineage: Eukaryota; Metazoa; Chordata; Actinopteri; Gobiiformes; Gobiidae. The record is from the annotation of a GenBank genome assembly.
AUGUGCCUGAGCUCCUCUGAGGGCUCGGAGGAGGUGCAGUCUCGCUCUAAGCUCCUGUGUCUCCUGGACGCUGUGACGGACGCUCUGGUCUGGGCCAUCGGGAAAACUGGCCUCAGCUUCAGGGAGCAGUACACACGCCUGGCCCACCUCCUCAUGCUGCUGUCACACAUCCGCCACGCCAGUAACAAAGGCAUGGACCACCUCCACUGUAUGAAGAUGAAGAACAUGGUGCCUCUGUACGACCUCCUGCUGGAGAUGCUGGACGCACACAUCAUGCACAACUCCCGCCUGCCCCGCCCCGCCCCCCGCCCGGAGACCCAGGGGCGACCGGCCAGCCCCCCGCCCGCCUCCGCCGCCCCGCCCAGCGCCUCAUGGACUCCCAGCGAGGAGGCCAUGCACCCCGCAGCAGAGACGAUCAAAGCGCCUCAGUGA